Messenger RNA from Staurois parvus, 566 nucleotides. NCBI's taxonomy places the organism in Eukaryota, Metazoa, Chordata, Amphibia, Anura, Ranidae. The record is from the annotation of a GenBank genome assembly.
UCCGGGGAGAGCGGAUAUAGUGAAUGCGGGGUCCGGGGAGAGCGGAUAUAGUGAAUGCGGGGUCCGGGGAGACCGGAUAUAGUGAAUGCGGGGUCCGGGGAGAGCGGAUAUAGUGAAUGCAGGGUCCGGGGAGAGCGGAUAUAGUGAAUGCAGGGUCCGGGGAGAGCGGAUAUAGUGAAUGCAGGGUCCGGGGAGAGCGGAUAUAGUGAAUGCAGGGUCCGGGAGACCAGAUAUAGUGAAUGCAGGGGUCUGGGGAGAGCGGAUAUAGUGAAUGCAGGGUCUGGGGAGACCUGAUAUAGCGAAUGCAGGGUCCGGGGAGAGAAGAUAUAGUGAAUGCAGGGUCCGGGGAGAGCGGAUAUAGUGAAUGCAGGGGUCCGGGGAGACCAGAUAUAGUGAAUGCAGGGUCCGGGGAGAGCGGAUAUAGUGAAUGCAGGGUCCGGGGGAGAGCGGAUAUAGUGAAUGCAGGGUCCGGGGAGAGCGGAUAUAGUGAAUGCAGGGUCCGGGGAGACAGAUAUAGUGAAAUGCAGGGUCCGGGGAGAGCGGAUAUAGUGAAUGCAGGGUCCGGG